UCCCUCGACCCCACCGGCACCAUGCACCUCUCCCAGCUGCUGGCCUGCGCCCUGCUGCUCACGCUACUCUCGCUCCGGCCCUCCGAAGCCAAGCCCGGGGCGCCGCCGAAGGUCCCGCGAACUCCGCCGGGAGAGGAGCUGGCUGAGCCCCAGGCUGCGGGCGGCGGUCAGAAGAAGGGCGACAAAACUCCCGGGGGCGGAGGCGCCAACCUCAAGGGCGACCGGUCGCGACUGCUCCGCGACCUGCGCGUGGACACCAAGUCGCGUGCGGCGUGGGCCCGCCUUCUGCAUGAGCACCCCAACGCGCGCAAAUACAAAGGAGGCAACAAGAAGGGCUUGUCCAAGGGCUGCUUCGGCCUCAAGCUGGACCGGAUCGGCUCCAUGAGCGGCUUGGGAUGUUAGUGCGGCGACCCCUGGCGGCGGAUCGGGAACUUGCUCCGUUUUGCUGAGGUCAUUCUUGGUCAUCAGCCUCACAGCAUCUGGAAGCACCUCCAACGCAAUGUGGCUUUUACAUUUCCUUUUUUUUUUUUUUCCUGGUACUAGGAAUACACAA
Messenger RNA from Callorhinus ursinus (northern fur seal), 553 nucleotides. It is a transcript of the gene NPPC, whose product is annotated as natriuretic peptide C. Gene Ontology annotation, cellular component: extracellular region. The record is from RefSeq and is a predicted model, not a curated record. Lineage: Eukaryota; Metazoa; Chordata; Mammalia; Carnivora; Otariidae. Gene Ontology annotation, molecular function: hormone activity. Gene Ontology annotation, biological process: cGMP biosynthetic process; receptor guanylyl cyclase signaling pathway.